GAGAAGGGACCGAUAAAACGGUGUCAGCGGGGAGUAUGGCUCUGCUCGCAGGUCAGGAGUGCGGGUAAAGUUUUCCGUAGCGACCAGAAACAGCUAAAAAAGUGUCUCUCGGACGCGUUCAGCAGCUCGAUUCAUGCGCUACGUUAUCUCCAAGAGCCGCGGCCGACAGAGUUUGCAGCCAGUUGGACUGCGCUGACACUGACAGCAGGAAAGUAAACAGCCCGAUGCUAACCAGCUAACCGCGGCUAGCUCCACUGUAACCGCCGCUAGCCGAGCUGGUAAACCGUCGACAGCCAGCUAACGUUAGCCGGCUAACCUGCGAGUAUCUUUGGUGGCGUUAAGUUACAUCACCGCGACUUGCCAGCACCCUCCCAUCCUAAUUUUUUGUCAAACUGCUCCGACGAAGGAUUGCCACAACGACACUUUCCAUUCAUGUUGUUUGGAAGUACGACGCUGCCAAACCUCCUGUUGUUCGAGCCAGGGAGUCAGCGUGAGUCCUUCCAGUGGAGACAGUGAAUUCGCCGGCCUUUACCGCACACAGAGAGGUGCCAACAGCGGGACAGGAUGCCUAUUCCUCCCCCUCCCCCUCCUCCUCCAGGACCCCCGCCUCCCCCAACCUUUAAUGAGGCGAACACGACUCCUCCCAAACUGAGCUCAUCUGAGGCAAAAGGCAGAGGAGCGCUGCUGUCAGACAUCUGCAAAGGUGCCAAGCUGAAGAAGGUCGCCGCGGUCAAUGACCGGAGCGCUCCGAUUAUAGAGAAAUCAGGUGGAGGUGGAGGUGGAGGAGGAGGAGGAGGAGGUGGUGGCGGCGGUGGCGGUUUUGGAGGCGGAGGACCAAUGGGAAUGGGAGGCCUUUUCCAAGGAGGUGUGCCAAAGUUACGCCCAAUUGGAGAUGGUUCUGCCGGAGGUUCAGUGGGCAGAUCUGCCUUGCGGCCGCCAGGAUCCCGGUCCUCAGCACCUCGGCCCCCGUCAGGCCGCUCCACCUCACCUUCCCCAGCCAACAAGCCCUCUCCACCGGAGCACCAGCGCUCUCAUCGCCCCUCGCUGCCAGACAUCUCACGCCCUUCCAGCAACAGCAGCAUUUCGUCAGCAGGCAGCGGGAUGAAGCACAGCACCUCUGCACCACCUCCUCCUCCUCCCUUUAACAGAGGUGGCCGUGGCAACGCUCCUCCGACCCCGAACCAGAAAGUACAUGCUCCAUCUUCCUCUCACAACAGGGAGAAGCCCCUCCCACCGACGCCCAACAGGGGCCCCACCCCUCCUAGCACUGUAAAACCACUUCCGUCUUCCAGCAGACCACCAACUGGUGGCUCAUCUGCUCCUCCUCCUCCACCGCCGUACAGACCACACGCUUCAGGUGGCGUCUCCAACGGGCCGUCUCAUGUGGAUGGCGGUGGAGCUCCUGAGCUUCCUCAGAGGCACAACUCGCUGCACAAAAAGCACACAUCAGGAGGCGGCAGCCAAGGACGUAGCCACGCUCCACCACCUCCUCCUUCACCAUCUCCAUCUUCUCAGCAGGUCAGCAGACCACCACCACCUGCCAGAGAGCCACCUGGACGAAGAGCAGCUCCCCAGGUGCCCCAUCCCGGGUCUCGUAACGGUGGUCGGGAUGCCCCUCCUCCCCCACCCCCGUAUCGUGGCCACAGCUCUGCGAUCUCAGAGCCCCUCAGCCGAGCGGGCAAACCGCCUCCUCCUCCCUCCUCCUCCAUCUCAUCCUCCUCAUCCUCCCGAACCCCGGCCGGACCCCCUCCUCCACCCCCACCCAUCCGGAACGGUCACUCCUCCAGCUCCUCCUCUAAGUCCAUCAUAGAUGAUUUCGAAUCCAAGUUCAACUUCCACCCCAUCGAAGACCUUCCACCUCCAGAGGACUACAGGCCUUCCAACAGGGUCUACCCCAGCAAGAGCAACAAGGCCAUGAUGAGAGGAGCUCCUCCAGCGCCGCCGGUGGGGAGGUGAACGGACCUCAGCUCGGGACUUGAACUCUGUCGGGCGAGUCGACGGGCGGUCAGGAGGGAGUGGUGAAGAAGCACGAGAAUCACAAACACACUACAGCGCAGACACACACACUAACACUAAAGCACCAGCCGGAAGCACAGCGGCGAUCAAACACCGCUGCACCACACAGGUUCGACACUACUCAGCGGUCACCUUCUGUCUUUUUGCACGAGAGAACAAAACCACUCGAAGGCGAGAAACGGACUCAAGUUUUCCGACCGCGACCACCUCCGCUGCUCCUCCACCGACAGGACGCAGAGGUCUGACAUAUCAGGACCAAACUCCGAACACUUCCACAUCUCUGCAUUCCAUCUUUUUUUUUUAAAUGCAUAUUCAUGAUAAUAAUGAUAAUAAUAAUUGUGCUUUUCAUAAUUCUGAUUAACAUCUUUUAUUUUUUAUUUUAUUAUUUUUGGCGUUGUUUGUGGAGAAGAGAAAAAGAAUCAACACUAUGAAUGAAAACGAUUUCAGCAGCAGAUGAAUUCCACUCAAGUUUGUUUUUUUUUUUUUUUUCGUAAGAUUGAUAAUGCCACACAUGUGGGGCCUAAUGGAGGUUAUGAUUUUGAUUCGUUUUUGUCUUGAAUAGCCAUUCCAAGCUGUGCCAGGUAAGGGUGUGUUUCAAUCAGCUCUCUUUCUCAGUGUGCCAAAUGCGGGUGGAGUCCAACUCAAUACAUGUUCUACAUAUAUAUAACUGACAUUUUUUAUUCACUUCUCUGAUCGUAGACGGAGUACAAUACUAGAAAGUUUGCCAAGAUGUGACCCAAAUCUUGCCUGGUUGUUUAAUUUUACAUUUGGAGAGUUCCAGCUUUUUUUCUUUUUUUUUUUACCCUCUGUUUUUCUUUUUUGGGGAUGUUCCUGUUUUCAUCUUUGGGCAAUAUUGCACGGCAGCUUCACUGCUAAACUGAGACACUGUGCAUGACGCUGAUCUAUGCACAUAAGACAUCAGGUUUCAAUUCAUGUCGCUGGAACAGAAAAAAGCUAAAGGGUUCAUCCCCAAUUUCUUCUGUACUUCAAUUGUACUUCAUAUAGUGAGUGUGUUCCUUUCUGCUCGGGCCACAGCAGAGUCCAACACUAAAUUAUUAUUUUUUUACUGGGCCAAGUUUAAAUGAUUUAGCUGCAGGUUUGCAGACGGCUCGGAGGAGUUUACAAGGGAUUGUUGCUCACUUUUUGCAGGAAUCUUCUUCCAGGGAAGUUGAUCUAAAAGCUCUACUUGUGCUGCUGGUGGCCCUUUUUAAAAGAAGGACAGUACGGCCAGAGAAAGAUGAGAUGUGGUUUAAUUGCUAUGCAAGGAGCAGUUUGUACAGAUUGUAGAUGGUAGCAGCUAGCCAAAAAAUAAAAAAAAUAAAAUAAAAUAAAAAAGAGACAGGAACACGUAAGUGCCAGAGAACUGUUUAAAACUGAUGGAGGUUCUUUACUUUUUAUGAAGCUUCACUUUAACACUAAUUCCAUCAUAUCCAGGCCACAGUGCCAUGCAGGUAAAGAAAAACCACAAAACAACAACCAGAUUGUCCAUUCUCAGUGAUGCAGCUCCUCCUGCUGGUCUUUGCCUUACACACAGCUGUUGUCACGGUCAUCGGUACCAGUGCUUUUAUUUUUUUUGUUGUUGUUUUUCAGGGGGAAGAUGACGACAACAAAGUAAAUAAGAUGCAAGUCUAUUUGAAAAAUGCAAUAUAUAGUGUAUAUUUACAUUAAGGAAUAUGGUAAUCAUAGCUAUUGAUCUAUUUUUAUGUUGUAAAAAGCUUGUAAUAUAGGAAAGAAAAAUGAUUAAGAGUUAUAACGAUGUUCCAGUCAGUGAGCUUUGGUCUGAUAGAGCGGACUCUCUGUAGCACUUCUCUGGAUGUUUGGCCAUAAGGGUGAAUGAGUUACAUGGAUGUAUGUGAGGUUUUAUUAACAAGCCAACGUUUUGGGGCUCCGGUUUCGCAACUGCCGAGUAAUUUAGUGAAUUUGGUGGAUGAUGGUGACGACACACACGCAAAGUACAAGAACUGGACUCACACUUGGUUCUGUGGAUGUACCCUCACCUCGACCCCAGGUGACCCGACACGUUCGUCUCCUUGUGUUCUCACCUCGUCCACUCCCAAGAGCAAAAACCCUGUGGUCAUUUCAUGUUAAUCAACCAUGUUUUUUAUCAUUUGAAAUAAUUUCAAAUAAAUAUAUUCCUGUUGGGGGGAAAAGGGAA
Molecule: messenger RNA, 4171 nt
Organism: Stegastes partitus (bicolor damselfish)
Lineage: Eukaryota; Metazoa; Chordata; Actinopteri; Pomacentridae
Gene: wipf2a
Product: WAS/WASL interacting protein family, member 2a
Exons: 8
Coding region: 565-1956 (463 amino acids)
Biological process (GO): actin filament-based movement
Cellular component (GO): actin filament
Molecular function (GO): actin binding
Source: RefSeq, a predicted model, not a curated record